AUGCUUCCAGCUGUGCUGUGCUGUGCUUUCCAAGAUGACCGCCACCUUUACAUGGUUAUGGAGUAUAUGCCCGGUGGAGACCUGGUCACCUUGACCAUGAACUAUGACAUGCCAGAGAAAUGGGCCCGAUUCUACACUGCCGAGGRGGUGCUGGCUCUAGAUACCAUACACUCUAUGGGUUUCAUCCACUGUGACGUGAAACCAGACAACAUACUGCUGGACCAAAAUGGCCACCUCAAGCUGGCUGACUUCGGCACCUGCAUGAAGAUGGACUCGACGGGCAUGGUCCGCUGUGACACGGCGGAGGGGACUCCGGACUACAUCUCCCCCGAGGUGCUCAAGUCUCAGGGGGGCGACGGCUACUAUGGCCGCGAGUGUGACUGGUGGUCUGUGGGGGUCUUCAUCUUUGAGAUGCUGGUCGGUGACACCCCAUUUUAUGCCGAGUCACUAGUAGGAACGUAUGGGAAGAUCAUGGAUCACAAGAAUAACCUUAACUUCCCAGACGAUGUGCAGAUGUCCAACGAUGCCAAGGACCUCAUCUGUGCCUUCCUGUCUGACAGGUAUAUGUUGGGACAGAAACACACCCCUCCCUUCUUCCCUUGCUCCCUCCCUUCCUCAUGGCUGAGGCUGGAAUGUCCCACACGUGGCAGCCCAAACUGCCACACCCCUCCAGCCCUGCACCCUGUGGCAGGGAGGGAGGGGAGGAACGGCGUGGAGGAGAUGAAGAGACAUGGCCAGUGGACCUUCCACACCAUCCUACAGACCGUGGCCCCAGUAGUACCAGAGCUGAGCAGUGACAUAGACACCAGUAACUUUGACGAGAUUAAGGAUGACAAAGGCGACGUGGAGACCUUUCCCACACCAAGGGCCUUUGUGGGCAACCAGCUGCCAUUCGUGGGCUUCACCUACUUCAAGGAAGACCAAGAGUUGGGAAUAAAGGGAUAUCUGUGGAGGACUCUAAAGACUGUAAGGAUAGCUCUGAGGAAAAAGGAGGACAGCAUCAAAGGAGAGCUACAAAAUAAACUCCGUUGUCUGGAGGAGCAGCUCAACCAUGAGAUGCAGGCCAAAGACGACCUGGAGCACAAGUGCAAGACUACCACCAGCCGUCUAGAGAAUCUGGUCAAAGAGAUCGACGAGGAGAUGAACAGCAGGCAGAGAGUGGAGUCAUCGCUGAGGCAGCUGGAGAGAGAGAGGGCCCUGCUGCAGCACCAGAGUGCUGAGAACCUCCGCAGGGUGGAGCUGGAGGCAGACAGGAAACGCAGCCUUGAGAAUGAGCUAAACAGCCUGCGGGACCAGCUUGAAGAGCUGAAGAGGAGGAACCAGAACUCUCAGAUCUCCAAUGAGAAGAACAUCCACCUGCAGAGACAGCUGGAGGAGGCAAAAGCGGUGCUGGCCGAGGAGCAGGAGGCGGCGGGGCGGCUGCGGAGGAGCCAGUCAGAGGCCCAGAAGCAGGUCCAGGCCCUGGAGUUCAACCUCGGGGAGCUGGUGGACAACUGCACCCAGCUGGAGAAUGCCAAGAUGGGCCUGGAGCAGCAGCUGAUGGGUCUGCAGGCCGACCUGGAGGCCGAGAGGCGGGACCGCAGCCUAGGGACAGAGAUUAUACUGGACCUGCAGGGGCAUAUCCAGGGUCUGGAGGAGGAGGUGAAGCAUGUGAAGGGGUCUCUCUCCAAUUCACAGAUGGAGAAGAAGCAGCUACAGCAUAGGCUCACUGACAUGGAAAAGGAGAAGAGCAACCAGGAGAUUGACCUGGCGUUCAAGCACAAGUCACUGCAGCAGAGCUUUGACAUGGAGCGGGCAGAGCACAAGGCCACCAAGACACGCCUGGCCGACAAGAAACAGAUCUACGAGUCCAUCGAAGAAGCUAAGUCUGAGGCCCUGAAUGGGACGGAGCGGACGCUGCAGGAGGAGCGGAGCUACAAGCUGCAGUUGGAGUCCAGAUUGCUGCACCUGGAGAAGGAGUACUCCAUGCUGGACUGUGACUACAAGCAGGCUGAGCACAAACUGGACGAGCUGCGCACGCACAAGGACAAACUCGCUGAGGAGGUGAAAACCCUGAGCCUGUGUAUGGAGCAGGAGGAGCAAAAGCGCAUGCUGAGCCAGAAUGACCUGAAUGCCCAGACCCAGCAGGUGACUGCCCUGUGCUCCUCGGAGAAGCAGCUGAAGCAGGAGCUCAACCACCUGCUAGACAUGAAGCACAGCCUGGAGAAACAGAACCAGGAGCUACGCAGGGAGAGACAGGAGACUGACGGACAGCUGAAGGAGAUGAAGGACCAGCUGGAGGCAGAACAGUAUUUCACGACCCUGUACAAGACCCAGAUCCGGGAGCUGAAGGAGGAGUGUGACGAGAGGAACAAGCUGUAUAAGGACAUUCUGCAGAGACUGGAGGAGUACCAGGAGGAGAGGGAUUCCUUGGCAGCACAGCUGGGGGUGAGCCUGACCAAGGUGGACUCUGAACAGCUAGCGCGCUCCAUCGCCGAGGAGCAGUACUCCGAUCUGGAGAAGGAGAAGAUCAUGAAAAAGCUGGAGAUCAAGGACAUGAUGGCCCAACACAGGCAGGAGCUAGGGGACAAGGAGGCCACCAUCGGCUCGUUGGAGGAGUCCAACCGCACCCUGACCGUGGACGUGGCCAACCUAGCCAAUGAGAAAGAGGAGCUCAAUAACCAACUGAAGGAGAUGCAGCAACAGCUCCAGAAGGCCAGGGAGGAGGAGAGACAUAUGAACAGCGUGAAGAUGUCCUUCGAGAAGAAUCUGCAGACGGAGAGAACGCUUAAGAUACAGGCGGUCAACAAGCUGUCUGAAAUCAUGAACCGGAGGGAGUCGAUGCGUACGGGUCACCGCCACGACGACACCCUGGACAUGCGCAAGAAGGAGAAGGAGAACAGGAAGCUACAGCUGGAGCUGAGGUCGGAGAAGGAGAAACUGAACAGCACCAUCAUCAAGUACCAAAGAGAGAUAAACGAUAUGCAGGCGGUGUUAUCAGACGAGAGCCAGGUACGCAUGGAGCUCCAGAUGGCCUUGGACAGUAAGGACAGUGACAUUGAGCAGCUGCGCUGUCAGCUGACCUCUCUGAGCAUCCACUCUAUGGACUCCACCAGCGUCAGCAGCAGUAACGACAUGGAUGACUGCGGUUACCCAGAUACCAGGCUGGAGGGCUGGCUAUCACUUCCUGUGAAGAGCACCAAGAGAUGUGGAUGGGAUAGAAGGUACGUGGUGGUAAGCAGUAAGAAGAUCUUGUUCUACAAUAGUGAGAUGGACCGAGAGCAGUCCAACCCCUACAUGAUCCUAGACAUUGAUAAGCUGUUCCACGUCCGACCAGUCACUCAAACAGAUGUGUACCGUGCUGACACCAAAGAAAUCCCCAGGAUAUUCCAGAUCCUUUACGCCAAUGAGGGCGAGAGCAAGCGGGAGCAGGGAUUUGCGGCGGAGCCGCUGGCGCUGGCGGGCGUGCGCUCGUCCUACGUCGUGCACAAGGGUCACGAGUUUAUCCCCACUCUCUACCACCUGCCGUCGAGCUGCGAGGCGUGCACGCGGCCCCUGUGGAACGUGUUCAAGCCGCCGCCCGCGCUGGAGUGCCGCCGCUGCCACACCAAGUGCCACAAGGACCACUUAGACCGGAAUGAGGAGGCCAUCGCCCCCUGCAGGGUGAACUACGACAUAUCCACGGCCAAAGACCUACUCCUAUUGGCCGGCUCUCAGGAGGAGCAGCAACGAUGGGUCAGCCGGCUAAUCAGACGCAUCCCGAGGAAACACCCUGGACCCGCCUCCGUGGCCCAAGCCCCCGAGCCACCUUCCCACUCCUCCCCCCGACUCUCCCCUGGCGCCUCCCCCCGCAACUCUCCAAGCCUGUCCCCCCACCGCGGAGCCAUCAAGGUCCAGCCCAGUCGCCAGCAGACUCAGCCUGCAGGGAAGCCCAGCUUACCUCUAUAAUACAAUGGUUUGGUGUAUCCUCUCACAUCAUGUGGACUUUGACUGGAGCCUGGACACACAGUGGAACACACACCUACUUGCCUUGUUCUCAAAUGGCACCCUAUGGCUCUGGUCAAAAGUAGUGCACUAUAUAGGGAAUAGGGUGCCAUUUGAGACACACCCAAAGACUGCAAAACGCCAAGCAUUUACAAAUAUUUUAAGGGAAGAGGGUAAAGGUUAAUGUUGCAUUUACAGUGCCUUCGGAAAGUACUCAGACCCUUGACUUUUUCCACAUUUUGUUACGUUACAGCCUUAGUC
This is a messenger RNA of Salvelinus sp. IW2-2015, 4224 nucleotides long. The record is from RefSeq and is a predicted model, not a curated record. Lineage: Eukaryota; Metazoa; Chordata; Actinopteri; Salmoniformes; Salmonidae.